Messenger RNA from Monomorium pharaonis (pharaoh ant), 1578 nucleotides. Its product is annotated as RNA-binding protein 42. Bases 217 to 1137 code for a protein of 306 amino acids. Gene Ontology annotation, molecular function: mRNA binding. The transcript has 6 exons. The record is from RefSeq and is a predicted model, not a curated record. NCBI's taxonomy places the organism in Eukaryota, Metazoa, Arthropoda, Insecta, Hymenoptera, Formicidae.
CACAGCACCAAAAAGCGUGCUCUCCGAACCCAACCUAUAUGUGCUUAUGCAAGUUGUGUGGAUAUACCAUAAAUGGUGAUUCGCGUAAGGAGGUUAAGUGACUUAAAGCGUGGUACUUUAUCCCUGGAGGGACGGUAAUCCAAAGGGCAGAGACAAAGAAGGUGUAUCUGCGUGUAUAAAAACAAAUUCUUGUCGCCUCAACAACCACUUACAGAUAUGGAUGACAAACUUCGCCAAAUGGAAGAUGAAAUGAAUAGAUUUGAAGCUGAAAUUGGGGGACAGCUUGUAACGCCAAUUGUAAGGCCAGUUAUUGGUGCGAAUACGUAUAAUCAAGUUGCUAGGCAAUUAGAACAGCAUGAACUUACUACACCAGUGGUUGCAGCGGCUGCAGCAGCAACAUUAGCAUUUCCUCCGAUGAUUGGGUUUCCACCGCCACCACCACCUCCGCCUCCUCCUCCGCCAUCGCCGAUGCUGAUCCCUCAACAAGUAACGCGGCAAGGUACAGUUCCCAUUACAACAUACUCCUCACCAGCACAAAUAAGCAAUCCAUACAUGUCAAAUAUGGUGGAUCCGUGUUUAAGUGCGACGCCAAAAACAUAUGAUUCCACGUCUGCGCCAAUGAUCCAUCCGGAAAUUAUUGAGCAAAUUAUCAAUACAAAAAUCCCUGAGGACGAGGGUAAAAAGAAGCCAAAAGUGAAAGGUGUCAGUACAGCGGCUGAAUUAGCUAUUAGCCAGGGGAAGGCGAGUUCCAUUAUGGCUAACGCUAGCGCAGAAGAGAGUCAUCCUAAGGGUAAAGGGAAGAAAAAUAAGAAAAUUAUAAGGACGGCUGGUGGACAGACCUGGGAAGAUCCUUCCCUAUUAGAUUGGGAUGAAGAUGAUUUUAGAAUAUUUUGCGGAGAUCUGGGAAACGAUGUCACUGAUGAAAUGUUGGUGAGGGUGUUUGGAAAGUAUCCCAGUUUUCAAAAGGCGAAAGUGAUCAGAGAUAAACGGACAAAUAAAACAAAAGGUUUUGGAUUUGUAUCUUUCAAGGAUCCACAGGACUUUAUCAAGGCAAUGAAGGAGAUGAAUGGAAUUCGUUUUGAGACGAGUGUUUAUCUCAGAGAAACAUUAUGUGAACGUACAAGGAAAUAUUUUUAGUAUCGCACACCCCCUCAUCUUGUGCUUACUCGAGACGCAUCAUGAUGGACAAGCGAGCGAGCGAGCGAAAGUUCGCGGGCCCGUUUAUCACUCGACGUUAAUCGUCCGCAACAAUUCGAUCUUGUCGACAAGCGAGUAUGCUGUUUAUGUUUCUUCUCUCCCACGAAAUUUCUACAAUCUCGUUGAUACUAUUUAUAUAACAUUCCUCCUAAUUUUAGCGCCACGCUACUCGUUACACAUGCGUUUGCGCGACGCGGCUCGUGACAACAAGUUUGCGAAGGAGCGAGCGAGAUGUUAUUCUCCCAUGUUACGUUCAAGCGGAAUAAAAAAAGUCGAGGUUUACCUCGGUACAUCCGCGAACGAGCAAUAGCAUUCAUGAUGAUAAUGAGAACACUUAGAAAAGAAAUAAUUAAUUUGAACACGUAAAAAUGUUUUACUUUU